AUGGAUCUCAUAGAACAUGAAGCGUUAUUUCUGGUUAAUAGGAUUGAGGCAUUCCUUAGCGGCACCUCCGGCACUUUGGGCUCUAUGAACAUCGCGACACGCUCUAAAUUGAGCGAAGCCGCGCGAAGACUUAACCUUGCUACAGAAACUUCCGGAGAUACCAUACAGAGGAUUAUGCUUUCGCCUCUACAGCUCCCGCUCACUGUUGUAGGGAUCGAAACGCGCCUAUUUGAGGUUCUAAGCAAGGCAAAUGGAAGAAUGAUAGAUAAGCAAGAAUUAUCUAUCGUAACUAAGAUCAAUCCAGUCUUGUUAAAGCGUCUUCUCCGCUACUACCAAGCUUUCGGGAUGCUUGACCAGCUUGGAGAUGAUCAUUAUCAGGCAAACAAUAUGACAUCGGCUAUAAGCUCUCCGGGUGGGCGUAACGCGCUGCCCUUCUAUUUCGAGGCUGUCGUGCCGGCUUUGAACGCUAUUCCUCGGUGCCUCCGUGACAAUGCAUAUCAGAACGUCACCUACGGCGAAUGCUUUCCGUGGUACGUCGGUCAUCAAACUAACAAGGAAAUCUACGAAUGGAUGAAAGACCACCCAAGUGCCCUACAUCACUUCAUGUCAUACAUGGUGAGACAGCGCGAUGGACAACACACAUUCUUGGAUGUAGUCGAUUUCAGGGAGUUUACCAAAAGUGUUGUGAGCAAAAACACUCCCGUUUUCGUGGACAUUGGAGGAAGCCUCGGUCAUCAAUGCGUUGCCCUCAGGCAGAAGUAUCCCGACCUGGUCGGCCGCGUAAUACUUCAAGAUUCCGAAGAGGUAAUUGAGCAAGCUAGGAUUCACCCUAUUCCCGGAUUUGAGGGGAUUGAGGCGCAGGUACAUGACUUUUUCACACCACAACCUAUCAAAGGUGCUCGUACGUACUACAUGCGCAAUAUAUUGCACAACUGGCCUGAUGAUAAAUGCAUCGAGAUCCUCAAGAAUAUCAAGUCAGCCAUGACACAAGAGUCACGGAUUUUGAUUGAUGAGAUGGUGUUUCCUGAGAGUGAUGUACAUUGGAGAGCAGCCCAACUGGAUUUAGUUAUGGGCAGCUGCUUUGGGAGCAUGGGCCGCACACAGCAGGACUGGGACACACUUUUUGAAAAGUCUGAGCUUGAAGUCCUAAAGGUUUGGAAGUACACUGCUAAUCUGGACGACUGUGUCAUUGUAGCAGUACCAAAAUGA
Messenger RNA from Xylaria bambusicola, 1209 nucleotides. RefSeq names its product S-adenosyl-L-methionine-dependent methyltransferase. The coding region runs from base 1 to 1209 and encodes 402 amino acids. Lineage: Eukaryota; Fungi; Ascomycota; Sordariomycetes; Xylariales; Xylariaceae. The record is from RefSeq and is a predicted model, not a curated record. The transcript has 5 exons. Gene Ontology annotation, molecular function: O-methyltransferase activity.